This is a messenger RNA of Trichoderma reesei QM6a, 489 nucleotides long. RefSeq lists its product as uncharacterized. Gene Ontology annotation, molecular function: peptidyl-prolyl cis-trans isomerase activity. The record is from RefSeq and is a predicted model, not a curated record. Gene Ontology annotation, cellular component: catalytic step 2 spliceosome. Gene Ontology annotation, biological process: protein peptidyl-prolyl isomerization; protein folding. Bases 1 to 489 code for a protein of 162 amino acids. The transcript is spliced from 2 exons. NCBI's taxonomy places the organism in Eukaryota, Fungi, Ascomycota, Sordariomycetes, Hypocreales, Hypocreaceae.
AUGGCCACCAACGUCGUCCUAGAAACCUCAAUGGGCAACAUCACCCUCGAGCUCUACACAAAGCACGCCCCCAAAACGACCAAGAACUUCUCCACCCUCGUCCAGCGCGGCUACUACAACUCCACAGUCUUCCACCGCAUCAUCCCCGACUUCAUGAUCCAGGGCGGCGACCCCACGGGCACCGGCCGCGGCGGCGCCUCCAUCUACGGCGACAAGUUCGAGGACGAGAUCGACCCGUCGCUCAAGCACGCCGGCGCGGGCAUCCUCAGCAUGGCCAACGCCGGGCCCAACACCAACGGCUCGCAGUUCUUCAUCACGCUCGCGCCCACGCCUUGGCUCGAUGGGAAGCACACCAUCUUUGGGAGGGUCAAGAGCGGCAUGGGCGUCGUGAGGAGGAUGGGCUUGGUGCCGACGGGCCCGGAGGAUAGGCCGCUUGAGGAGGUCAAGAUCUUUCAGGCGAGGGUUCUGGAGGCUGAGGAUGAGGUUUGA